UGACAGCCCCAAGCCUGUAUCUACUGAGCCAUCCAUCACCCCAGGCCCCAUGAGAAGAUACUUUCCCAGUGUCUGCCUUCUCUGCCUGUACAACGUGCGGUACACCUUGGCUUGUGGUGUACAGCUGAUUUUUACCUGGGGCUUCUUUCUGAGCUGUGCACCUCAGUAACCCUUCUGGAAGAUGGCCUGGCCUCCUUACCCCAGUCUGUGGUCUUCAGGGACCGCGGGGACAUUCUGUUCGGCGCCGCGGCCAGGCCAGAGCCUCGGGUGGAGAAGAGAGGGCACUGUGCAGAAGCCAUCGCCCCCUGCAGAGCCGCCAGCGUGUCGGGAUGAAAGGAGCCACGACCCCAGACGCGGGCUUGGCCGCGCUGCUCACCCUCCCGGGCCUGCUCUUCAUCGCCACCCUGCUGCUCCUGGCCCUGCACCUCCUCACCCAGCGCACCAGUCUUUUACACGCAUGCUGCUUCAGAGCGCAAGGUCUUUAACUUCAGGCUCACAUGAUUCUACAUGGGCUCCAACUUCUCACCGUCCGUCACAUGGCACUUGUAGGAGGCCUGGUGAACCUCCCUUGAUAAAAGGUUGGCUUCCUUAUCUUGGCAUUACCCUGAAGAUCAAAAAAAACCCAGUAGCUUUCAUGAAAACUCUUCGAAGGAAAUAUGGUGAUACUUUCACUGUGCUGCUUUCAGGGAAGUACAUUACGUUUGUUCUGAACCCUUUCCAGUACCAUCUCCUAAUGAGAAACUCCAAACAAUUAAGUUUCGGGACGUUCAGCAGAAAGUUAUCAGCAAAAGCCUUCUCCAUCAAGAAGCUGCCAGCUGAUGAUGACCUUAAUGACGACAUUCACAGAGCUUACCUGCUUUUACAAGGCAAAGCUUUGGACAGUCUCCUAGGAAGCAUGAUCCAAGAACUAAAAGAAAUACUUGAGCCCCAACUACUAAAAGGCAUAGAUUGGAAAACGACAGGACUGUUCUCAUUCUGUAGCUCACUGGUAUUUGAGGCCACGUUUACAACUGUAUAUGGAAAAGUUCUUGCUGGUGACAGGGAAAAAAUUAUCAGUGAACUAAGAGAUGAUUUUUUAAAAUUUGAUGAUAUGUUCCCAUACUUAAUAUCUGAUAUACCCAUUCAGCUUUUAAGAAAUGUGAAAUCUAUGCAGAAGAAACUUAUAAAAUGCCUCUCAUCAGAAAAACUAGCUCAGAUGCAUGGAUGGUCAGAAAUUGUUCGGGAAAGGCAAGAUAUACUGGAGAAACACUAUAGGCGUGAAGACUUUGAAAUAGGAGCACAUCAUCUUGGCUUUCUCUGGGCCUCUCUGGCAAACACCAUUCCAACUAUGUUCUGGGCAAUGUAUUACCUUCUUCGGCACCCAGAAAACAUGGAAGCACUGCGUGACGAAAUUGACAGCUUCCUGCAGUCAACAGGUCAAAAGAAAGGGCCUGGACUUUCCAUCCACUUCACCAGAGAACAAUUGGACAGCUUGGUCUGCCUGGAAAGCACCAUCCUCGAGGUCCUGCGGCUCUGCUCCUACUCCACCAUCUUUCGUGAAGUGCAGGAGGAUAUGAAUUUCAACUCAGAGACGAGCAGUUACUGUCUGCGGAAGGGAGACUUUGUAGCCAUCUUUCCCCCAAUCCUACACACUGACCCAGAAGUCUUUGAAGCUCCAGAGGAAUUUAGGUUUAAUCGAUUCGUAGAAGAUGGCAAGAAGAAAACAACCUUUCUCAAAGACGGGAAAAAGCUGAAGUACUCCAUUCUGCCAUUCGGAUUCGGAGCCAGCAAAUGUCCAGGCCGAUAUUUUGCAGUUAAUGAAAUAAAGCUACUAUUGGUUAUGAUUUUAACUUAUUUUGAUUUAGAAAUAAUUGACAAGAAGCCUCUAAGACUCAAGUACAACCGUUUGUUGAUCGGUAUUCAGCAUCCCAAUUCUGAUGUCGCAUUUAGGUACAAGGCAAAAUCUUGCCAAAGCUGAAAGCAGUUUAUCGGAGUGGAGCUACAUGUGCUGAGCUCUGUGGUUUGUUGUAGUCCUGCAAAUGCGACGACUAUGCUUGUCUGUUUGAGAAUGGCAAAUUUAUAUUUGAUCCAAGAUCAAUUCAGUUUGUUCUUGGUGACAAAACCUAUCAUGAAAUACAGCAGGGCAGUGGCGUAAAAGAAUGUCAUGGCGAUCAUUUCAGGAUAAGUUCAAAAUAACAAUUUCAACUUUGUACUUACUGCAGCUUUUUUUUAAUCAUUUGUUGUGAAUGUGCUUUUCCAGUAAUAAAUUUGGCCCUGGAUGAUGUUUUAUAAGUUACUGAAAUCCUCUAAUAUGAUUUUAUGUUCUAUAUGGAAAAGUGUGCCAUCGGACAGUCUAACAAUUUUCAAAUUCUCAGAGGAGAAGGAAAUUAAAUCCCACAAGUUACACUGUAUGAAAAUGUUCCCUUCAAAUAGAGUAUCAAAAAUGUCCUAUCACCAGGAUACCUUUGCAUUAAAUGAGUUUUGCAAUAGA
Molecule: messenger RNA, 2470 nt
Organism: Peromyscus maniculatus bairdii (prairie deer mouse)
Lineage: Eukaryota; Metazoa; Chordata; Mammalia; Rodentia; Cricetidae
Gene: Cyp7b1
Product: cytochrome P450 family 7 subfamily B member 1
Biological process (GO): cholesterol homeostasis; bile acid biosynthetic process
Molecular function (GO): iron ion binding; heme binding; oxysterol 7-alpha-hydroxylase activity
Source: RefSeq, a predicted model, not a curated record